Molecule: messenger RNA, 593 nt
Organism: Cottoperca gobio
Lineage: Eukaryota; Metazoa; Chordata; Actinopteri; Perciformes; Bovichtidae
Gene: spcs1
Product: signal peptidase complex subunit 1
Exons: 4
Coding region: 115-423 (102 amino acids)
Biological process (GO): protein targeting to ER
Cellular component (GO): signal peptidase complex; membrane
Source: RefSeq, a predicted model, not a curated record
CCGGAUGGGUCCUUCACAACACGACGUAUCUUUUUGAAACCGGAAGUCAAACUGGCUUUGGUGUGAUUUGCACCAAAUUCUCUUCGUGUAUGCUUGUUUACUCAAAGUUGAAAGAUGCUUUCUAUGUUCAAGUCCAUUCCCUCGCACAUGGAUUAUAAAGGCCAGAAACUGGCUGAACAAAUUUUCCAAGGAAUAAUACUCAUCUCAGCGGUGAUUGGAUUUGUGUAUGGUCUGAUCAUUGAACAGUUUGGGUGGACAGUGUACAUCAUCUUGGCUGGUUUUGCAGUGUCCUGUGUGUUGACGCUGCCUCCAUGGCCUAUGUACAGAAAGAGUCCUUUGCCUUGGCAGCCGGUUGAACCUGAGACCUGCGCAGAGCCCAGCCCAAAGCCUCAGGAAAGCCUCAAGAAGAAGAAGCACAAAUAACUUAGAACUUUUGCUGCCCGGCUGUUAAUACAUCCUUUAUAUCGGAAACUAUUUUGAAUUUUGUCUCUCAGUUCACAUUUAAAGCAUUUGGGAAGAAAACAUUGUUACAGUGUUUGUCAGUCAAUGAAAUACUGUCUAAAUAAUAAACACCUGAUACUCUGUUUUAUAAA